UUUUUUUGUUCUAGUCUUUCCUUUUUAAACUUCAUAUGGUUCAUCUUUAUUUUAUAUCUUGAUUUUUUUUAUUGUAUUAUAACUAUCCUUUUCCUAUUACCCCUUCUUUGUUUUGAUUUUUCAAGUAUAACCAAUGGACCAUUACGAUUCCUAUUCUCAAACACAGCAACAAACUCACCUUCCUGAACCAACUGUUACUCAUCAUGAUAAGGAAGACCAAUCUCCGACAUGCACAGACAUACCUACCCAGUUACUCAAUGAACAUAUGGAUAAUUCUACUUUAGAAAAUUCUUUGGUCUCUACCGAAACCGCGCCUAUACAAUCUCCUAAAGAAGACCAAUCUGUUUCUUCACUAGAACAACAACAAGUUGACGACCAAUCAUUACCAACAACAGCAACAACAGCAGCAGCAACAGCAGCAACAACGACAACAACAACAACAACAGUAACAACAACAGCGGCAGCAGAAGCAGCAACAACGACAACAGCAGUUGAUACCUUUAAUAAACCAACGACUACAAUGGGUCAUGUUAAAUUGACUGAAAAUAUGACCAACCAAGAAAAUGAACAACCAUCAAGACAUCUUGAUGACGACAGCCUCUCUUCCUCGUGCGACGAUACCAUACCUGACCCCUCAAUAGUACCGACAGAACAAACAAAUGAGAACCAACAACAACAAGAAAAACAACAACGAUCUGAAAGCAUCGAACCCGAAUUACAACAAUUACAUACUAACGGCAGCGUGGAUCAGGUUAACACGUGGAAUACGUCAACACUCACACCAAUGAUUCCUUCAAUGACAGUGGACGAAAACAAUUCGGAGGAAGACAGUCAGCAUACAUCACCCAAUAUCAAUGAAUCUAUCGUGAAUCAAAUCAAUGAAGAACAACAUCAACAAGUGUCUACAGAUCAAAGCAAUCAUCAGGAUCCAACCAACGUGACCUCAGAGGAUGACAACAUCAGCAAUGAGGAUCGGACAUCUCAUCCAUCAGUUGACCCUAUCAUAGCAAAUGCAGCAUCUAAUGAUCCUAAUUCCCCGUUAUCCGUUACUAUGGAGGAUCCAACAGCACCUUUAUCCAUUGGAAACCAAUAUCAACUUAACGACAAUGCCACCACACUUACUACAUCAGAAGCCACUCCUUGCAUUAUUUCACCUACUUCUGAUACUACAUCAACACAUGUACAUGAAGCCGAUCAAAACGUGAUCAUGCAUCUCUCUAGUGAUGAUGGUGACAUUCAACGACAACAACAACAGCAGGAAAAUAAUGCAGUACCAACAGUACCUUUAUCGAUAUCAACCAAUCAAACUACUCAUAUCCCAGUGGAAGAGAACGCUUCUUUGCAUAGAACUGCCACCACAGGAUCCGAUGAAUUAACACUUACUGAACCACCUCGUCCUCGACAUGUAUGGGAAUCUGAUCGACAAGCUUCUGAAUGUCGCCGAUGUAAUCGUCGAUUCAACUUUUUAGUCCGAAGGCAUCAUUGCAGACGUUGUGGUCAAGUUGUUUGUGAUCGUUGUAGUUCACAUCGUGUUCGAUUACCAGUAGAAGAACUUGUUGAAGAUCCUAUGAUAUCUACAUCCCAUUAUCCAGUCAUUGCCUUGAACCCUCAACGUGUUUGUGAAGCUUGUAUUCGAAUUCCAAUCAAAGCGACCGAUUCUACGACUCGUUAUACAUCAUCAUCACAUGGUUAUACCAGCAAUCACUUUUUUACCAGUCAUCAACCUUCUCCUAUGAAUAUGCGUCGAAGUGAUAGUCAACAAAGUUUGAUGGCAGAUUGUCCUGUUUGUGGUACUGGGUUGUUGGGAAUGCGAAAAGAACAACAAGAAAAUCAUUUGAAUGAAUGUUUAAAUAGUGGUAGUCCAACGUAUAUACAUUGACAGAAGGAACAGCUCAAAUAGGUGAUGAAUGUCCAAUUUGUUUUGAAGAAUUUGAAGCUGGAAAUAAGAUUGCUCGUAUGGUAUGUCUUUGUUCCUAUCAUAGGCAUUGUCUUCGAGAUUGGCUAGAACGUGGCAAAGGAUGUCCUAUUCAUUAUGAUUCUAAUAUUGGUACAUACUAGUCUGUUAAUGAUCUCCCUUUUGGUCUCUCAUUUUUGGUUGUUUUUUUUAUAUUUAUCUUUUUCUUUUUUUUUUUUUUUUUCC
Molecule: messenger RNA, 2140 nt
Organism: Halteromyces radiatus
Lineage: Eukaryota; Fungi; Mucoromycota; Mucoromycetes; Mucorales; Cunninghamellaceae
Exons: 3
Coding region: 134-1879 (581 amino acids)
Molecular function (GO): metal ion binding
Source: RefSeq, a predicted model, not a curated record